Messenger RNA from Achroia grisella, 1308 nucleotides. RefSeq lists its product as uncharacterized. The coding region runs from base 1 to 1308 and encodes 435 amino acids. The transcript has a single exon. Gene Ontology annotation, biological process: DNA replication, removal of RNA primer. NCBI's taxonomy places the organism in Eukaryota, Metazoa, Arthropoda, Insecta, Lepidoptera, Pyralidae. The record is from RefSeq and is a predicted model, not a curated record. Gene Ontology annotation, molecular function: RNA-DNA hybrid ribonuclease activity; nucleic acid binding.
AUGGAAAACGUAGUCCUUGAAUUUACGAAGGAAAUCAAGCUGUUAGGAGUAAUUAUCGAUGAAAAGCUUUUGUUCAGAUCUCAUGUGCGCUAUGUUACUGACAAGGCCAUGCGUAUAUUCCAACGAUUAUGUUUGUACGUAAGACCGACCUGGGGAGCGCAUCCUGCAAAUGUAAAUAUUAUUUACCAUGGGGUUAUUGAACCAAUAGUCACGUACGCUGCGGGUAUUUGGGGACACGCUGCCAAGAAAAGAUGCAACCGCAAGACACUAGAGAGUGUGCAAAGAGGUUUUGCCCUCAAAGCUAUAAAAGGAUUUCGAACUGUAUCGACCAUAGCCGCACUAGCAUUGGCGCAGUUCACUCCACUAGAUUUAAAAAUCUGGGAAGUAGCAAAUGUAGAAAGAACCCGACUAUUGGGUACUACUGAUCUUUUACCUACGGAUAUAACACUAGAAAAGCCCACCCCAGUGCACAAACUACUGCACCCUGCGUCUAGAGUUACCAUCCCCCUCCAUUUUGCUGAUAACCAGGAGAAGGCGAAUGACUUUGUAAGACCUGACACAGUGGCCAUAUACACUGAUGGCAGCAAACAGGACACAGGGGAGGUAGGAGCGGCUUUCGUGUGUUGCAACCCAGAAGCCACUGUGCCUGUCACUAGAAAGAAAUUUAAGCUGCAUUCUAGCUGCAGUGUGUAUCAGGCUGAGUUGCUUGCAAUAUCCCGAGCCUGUGAAUGGGCAAUUACCCACCAAUACUCACAUACAGUCAUAUACUCUGAUUCUCUGUCAUCAAUCAAAGCCAUUCAGAAUCGCAGCAAUACCCAUCCAAUUGUUUCACGCAUUCAUAAUGAUCUUCAUCAUGCCAACAAUCCCAUUAACAUUGUUUGGGUCAGAAGCCAUGUGGGUAUUGUAGGCAACGAGGCUGCAGACGCGGCGGCUGGAGAGGCCUGUCGCCUACAUAAAGCUCCUGAUUACCAUAAGUUUCCACUGUCGUAUGCUAAAGCUUUAUAUAAGAAAAACAGUCUCCUUACGUGGGAAAAGAGGUAUAUGUCUGCUGAGCAAGGCUCACACACCAGGAAGCUCCUCCCCCAUCUCAACAAUAUAAGAGACCUCUUCUCCAGAACAGAACGCUCCUUUCAUCUCAGUCAAGUUCUCACUGGACACGGAUACGUCAAGAGUUAUCUCAUGCGCUUUCAUAUCACCGACAAUUCAUACUGCCCAUGUGAUGGAAACAGUGAGCAAACGUUUGAACAUCUCUUCAAUAAUUGUCCUAUUUUUGGAAGAGCCCGUUACGACCAUGAACAAGUGUGCUGA